This is a messenger RNA of Dromaius novaehollandiae (emu), 3861 nucleotides long. It is a transcript of the gene ARHGAP8, whose product is annotated as Rho GTPase activating protein 8. NCBI's taxonomy places the organism in Eukaryota, Metazoa, Chordata, Aves, Casuariiformes, Dromaiidae. Gene Ontology annotation, molecular function: GTPase activator activity. Gene Ontology annotation, biological process: negative regulation of endocytic recycling; small GTPase-mediated signal transduction. The coding region runs from base 510 to 1784 and encodes 424 amino acids. The transcript has 14 exons. The record is from RefSeq and is a predicted model, not a curated record. Gene Ontology annotation, cellular component: cytoplasm.
CCAACCAGGUGGGCGGCAAGCUCGGCGCAGGGCAGGGCAGCGCCAGAAGCGCCUCACCCCCGCACGAGGGGCUGCCACCUUUCCCUGCCGCACAGCACGCGCCGAAACCGAAAGCGAAAGGGCGGCCCAACGGCCCAACGGCCGCGCCUCGGGGGGCCGCGCGCGCCGCGGCCUCGCCCCGCCCCCGCCGCCCGCAGGUGAGCGCCGGCCCCGGGGCGGUGCUGCCGGGCGGAGCCCGCCUCGCCUGACCCCUGCGCUGCCUGCGCGCCCCCCGCCGCCGCCCGGCCAGAUGCAUCGUUGGCCUGCUACUCAGUCCCUGAGCUGAAGGAUCCGUAGACUGCUUUUUGUCUGGUCCUUUACUUUCCAAAUCUGCCCCGGGUGUUCAGAUGCAGGAGUGAAAGCUCCUUCUGGAACGGUAGUCAGUGUCCCUGAAGGGUUGACCCAAGGACCAUUUCAUCCUGCAAGAAUCAGUUAGCAAGAUCUGCAUAGGCUUCCUCUUAACAGGAAACAUGUCUGAAAUUGACUAUGAGAAGUUAGCUGAAAUAGAAUUGCAGAAAGAUGAAGCAGAAGAUGCACAGUCUGACCAGGAAAAAACAUUCAUUCCACCACAACUGGAGGAUCCUGAGCUAAAUAUUAAUCACCCCUACUAUGAUGUUGCAAGACAUGGCAUCAUCCAAUUAGGAGGUGAUGACAAUUCUGGAAGGAAGGUGAUUACUUUCAGUUGCUGCCGUAUGCCUCCCUCCCAUCAGCUCAAUCACACCAGAUUGCUGGAGUAUUUAAAGUAUACUCUGGACCAGUAUGUAGAGAAUGAUUAUACGGUUGUCUACUUUCACUAUGGCCUGAAGAGUCAGAAUAAACCAUCUCUGAAAUGGUUGCAAACUGCCUACAAAGAAUUUGACAGGAAGUAUAAGAAAAACCUUAAAGCACUGUAUGUUGUACAUCCAACCAACUUCAUAAAAAUUCUGUGGAAUAUUUUUAAACCUCUUAUAAGCCAUAAGUUUGGGAAAAAAGUCACCUACUUGAACUAUUUAAGUGACCUGAGAGAGCAUCUCAAAUAUGACCAGCUUAAUAUCCCUCAAGAAGUCAUCCGACAUGAUGAAAAUCUUCGGGGGAAACAGAAGGGAAAACUGCCACCUGUGGUGAAGAUUCCUCCACCAAGACCACCUCUACCUACCCAGCAAUUUGGGGUCAGCCUGCAAUAUCUCAGGGACAAAAAUAAAGGUGAACUAAUCCCACCAGUGCUGAAGCAAACUGUGUCCUACCUAAAAAGAAAAGGACUGCGAGUAGAGGGCCUCUUCAGAAGGUCAGCCAGCAUCCAAACUAUCAAAGAUGUUCAGAAACUCUACAAUCAGGGCAAGUCUGUGAAUUUUGAUGACUAUGAUGAUAUCCAUAUUCCUGCUGUUAUCCUAAAGACUUUCCUUAGGGAACUCCCUGAGCCAUUGCUAACCUUUGAGUGUUAUGAUCAUAUCCUUGGAAUCACCAGUGUGGAGAGCAGUUUACGAGUAACCAGAUGUAAACAAAUCAUUCAAGGACUUCCUGAGCACAAUUACGUUGUUCUGAAAUAUCUGAUGUGCUUUCUCCAUAUGGUUUCACAGGAAAACAUAUAUAACAGAAUGACAGGAUCCAACCUAGCCUGUGUCUUUGGCUUGAAUUUGAUCUGGCCAUCUCAAGGAACAGCCUCUUGGAGUGCUUUGGUACCUCUAAAUCUCUUCACUGAACUACUGAUAGAUUUCUACCUGAAUAUAUUCAACUCCCGAACAGUGCCUGGUGAGGUCUUACCUUAGCGCUCCUAGGAAAGGAAACAGGGUGUGGCUGCCUGGAGGAAGAGUCUCCAUGUCUGAAUUUAUGUGAGCUUUAUAGUCAGGGCUCUCUCUUGCAAAGAACACUUUCGAUAAGCAGUGAAGUUUCUAUAACUUUCCAAAUACCAAAGGUGUUGGGAGAAGCACACUUCCCCAUAUACUCUCUUCACGUGGGAGAAUAUGUAUAUAAAUGUUCCAAGACCAAUAGCUAAAAAAAAUUCACACCACUGGAUGCCUCUCUGUCAUUUCUUUAGGGAUCUGAAGACCUCACUAUGUGACAUUAUUUUCUGAGGCCACACAGAGCUAAGUUCUAGACCACUCCUGAUUGUACAACCUUUUUUUUUUAUUACUUAUUUGGUAACAGGUUUGUUACAAGUUUAUCUAAUAAGUGAAUAAAGACAAUCAGUUUUUAAGAUACUAAAAUUUUUAUAACUAUUUCUCGAUACAUUUAAGUGCCUUGCUUUUCACAAGAAGUUGUGUGCAGUUGUGACACAUCAGGUUUGCAACUGCUGUGGAGAAUGAAGUAUUUCCUGGAUAAUUUAAGCUGUGCAGACAGCUAGCUAAUUAUGCUUGCAAAUAUCUAAUAUGCCCAGUUAAUCACUGUAGCUGCACAUGCAAAGUUUAUGGAAGAUUUUUUGUAAGUUCUAAUGGGGAGUUCAAAUCUUAUGUUUUUUCUUUAAAUACUUGUACAUUUUGUUUAUAUCAGUGACUGCAUAAUUCAGAAUAUAGAACAACUUUGUCUGAGAAGACAUUCCUUAUGUUUGGGCUGCAUGCUUUUGGAAUUUGAGUUGACAGAAAUUUGCUCUUCAGAUCAGUUUCUCUAAAAAGCAGCAACAGCAACAACUUGGACAAUAUACCUAAAUAACAAGGGAAAUUUCAGUGUUUUCUUUUUAACUGUGCCAUUAAUAUUGCUUGUAUUUGAUGAACUCUUUAACGCGCUGCUCGUUCAGUGUUUAACGCUGAUAAUGGCAUGGUGUAACGGGGUUAUCAUUAUGGUUGCUUGCAAAGCAAAAGAAAAUGAACCAGUGGCGACAAAGGUGAGCAGUAUUUUCCCUAACGGUCUGGUCUUCCUGCUCCUGUAGAAAGCUACUGAAAGAGAGGGACCAUUCAGACUUUAAUAAAACUGGAGGCCAGUUUAGCCAUCCCCUCCUCUGCAAACACAAAGCCACUUUUUAUCCUGUAGCUUCUAGGCGGUUGAGAGUUUGUAUUUCUCGCCUGCAUCUCAGCUGUUAUGAAUUACCCAUCUAUAUAAAGGGUGUAACAAAACCAUACUGCAGUGGAUAAAAGAUGGUUUGUUUUUGUCAGCAAUUUAGGGAAAUAACCUAGUAUUCGGAAAGCCAUGAAAUGCUGGAGGUGUCAGGCCUUCAUUUGCCCAGUAGGUGUCAUCUGUAGCAUUAGGCAAUGAUUAAAAUUUGAAAAAUACAGAGGCUUUGGAGCAAGAUAUUUUAGGACAAGCUUCUCAAAUUGUAGUCAUGUCUUUUGCCCAGUUCCUCAAGUGUCCCAAGGACAACUUUUCACUCUCCAAUGUCUGUAAGUAAUAAGCAAACGUUAUUUCUAUUUAAAUGUAAAAUAUUGCAUAAUACAAAGAGAAUAACACAUAUUCAUGACUGUCGCGUUUCAGCAAAAGGAGAUUGCAAAAGAUAAAGCUGUCUAUAAGUUUUGUACUGCAACUAGUCUCAAUUUUAGACCUGAAUUAUCAGUGACAUCAUUGUAGUCUGUUGUAUUAUGAAAAACAAACCCAAUUAUGUGCAGUGCUGCUCAGUGAUUUAGCAGCGCGGUUCUGUGAAUCAGCACCAUGUACUUACGGAGGAGGAAUUUGGCCUUGAGCCAACGGCUGAGGCUAGGAAUCAGCGAAACCUCAGUAUUUUGCUACUAUGACUAACUCUCUGACCUCGGUCAAAAUAUGUAUGCCUUAGUUUCACUGUCUGUAAAAGGAAGUAGCAUGUGGCAUUUGAAAAGUGCUUUGGGAUUAAAUGUUGAGGAGUACUACAAAAUAGUUGUAUUUCAUUUUCCCAUGUUUCCCUGCAAAAAUCCAGCAAAAUUAAAGGACAUUUUAAAUUUA